This is a messenger RNA of Staurois parvus, 245 nucleotides long. Lineage: Eukaryota; Metazoa; Chordata; Amphibia; Anura; Ranidae. The record is from the annotation of a GenBank genome assembly.
AUUAAGGUGCCAUGAGUGUUAUAAGCAGGAGUAUAGAUAAGAUCUUAUCUCAUCUGGUUUUCAGCAGGAGGCGGACUGACAACUCCUUGGGCCCCCAAGCAAUAGGAGAUCAUGGGGCCCCUGUGUCCUUGCCCAAACUCAAAAAAGCCUAUGAAAAAGGUACCAGGUGCAUCUCAUGGGGCCCCCUACUGACCCUGGGCCCUCGGGCAGUGCCUGAGUUUCCAAAUGGUCAGUCCGCCCCUGGU